AUGUCUUCAAGCACAAUCAGAAAGGCGAUUGGUGUGGUGAAAGACCAAACUAGUAUAAGCCUAGCCAAAGUUGCAGGCAAUGUAGCACCAGAUCUCGAGGUGCUGAUAGUGAAAGCAACAGGUCAUGACAUUGAGCCAGCUGAAGAAAAAUACAUAAGAGAAAUCCUUCACCUCAUAUCCCAAUCAAGAGGAUACGUAAGCGCGUGUGUUUACAACAUCUCAAAACGAUUGAACAAAACAAGCGAUUGGGUCGUGGCAUUGAAGGCAUUAAUGCUUGUACACAGAUUGUUAGUAGACGGAUCCCCAAUUUUCGGUCAAGAGAUCAUGUUCGCAAGCCGAAAAGGUACACGAGUAUUAAACAUGUCGGAUUUUCGCGUUGAAGCUCUUUCUAAUUACUGGGAUCAUUCCGCUUUUGUGAAAAAUUACGCUUUGUACCUCGAUCAGAAGCUUGAGUUCAUCGCGUUUGAACGAAAACUAAGCGGUUUCAACGAUAAAUGGCGUUUUGAAGAAAGAUAUGGUGGAUUUAGAGAUGAUCAUAGUUAUGGAAUCAGUCAUAAAUCCAAAUCUUAUGGUGAUUUAUACUACGAAUCGAUUUCACGAAAAGAAUCAAAAGCAGUUACACCCGUUAAAGAGAUGAAACCCGAUAGGGUUUUGGAACGAUUGAAUAAACUUCUUCGACUUAUUGAUCGUGGAUUAUUGUGUAGGCCAGCUGGAAGUGCGAAAACCAACAAAAUGAUUCUUGUCGCACUUCACCUCGUUUUGAGAGAAAGUUUUCGUAUUUAUGCGGAUAUAUGGGAGGCUUUAGGUGUUUUACUUGAUCGAUUACCCGAAAUGGAAUACGAGAAUUGUGUCAAAACUUUUGAUCAAUACGUAAGCGCAGCUAAAACAAUCGACGAGCUUUUUGACUUUUACAAAUGGUCAAAAAAUUUAGGUGUUGCUAGAGCUUCGGAGUUUCCCGAAGUUCUAAAGAUCACAGAUAAAGUUUUGGUAACCUUAGAGAGAUUUAUCAGAGAAAAAAAGAAAAGGCUUAAGAAAUUAGCCAUAGAAAACGGACCAUCAUCCACCACCACACCACCACAAACCACCGGUGACCUGUUGGAUCUGAAAGAUGAAAUUGUUCCGGUUGACAACCAUGAAAACACAAACACAAACACAUUAGCACUUGCUUUGUUUUCUGAAAGUAAACCUUGUUCUUCAAAAAUAAAUGAAAAUGGAAAAUCUGAUUGGGAGCUUGCAUUGGUGGAAUCCGCUAGUAGUUUAUCGAAUCACAAGGUUGAUACGGGUGUUAUUGAUCCGGUAAUGUUGAAUGAUAUAUAUGAUAAUAAUGGAAGUUCUGUAUCUGUAUCUGGGUUGGGGAGAACUGUAACACCUGCAAUAACAACAUCAGUGUUAGCACUACCUGCACCCAGCGAAUCCACACAGAAAGUGGACCCGCAAGAUCCUUUUGCAGCAUCUCUUAUGGUCCCACCUCCGCCGUACGUCCAACUUGCUGACUUGGAAAAGAAACAGAGUUUUCUUGUGCAGGAACAACAGGUGUGGCAACAACCAUAUGGAAACAAUACGAUGCUAGGGCAAGUACAAGGGCCUAUGGACAAGAUCAAUGGUGGUGUUGCUGCUGCUUUCAAUGGCAUGGGACAGCACACAGGGUAUAACUACGCACAUUAUUGA
Messenger RNA from Lactuca saligna, 1668 nucleotides. The record is from the annotation of a GenBank genome assembly. NCBI's taxonomy places the organism in Eukaryota, Viridiplantae, Streptophyta, Magnoliopsida, Asterales, Asteraceae.